This is a messenger RNA of Histoplasma mississippiense, 1419 nucleotides long. RefSeq lists its product as hypothetical. Gene Ontology annotation, molecular function: structural constituent of ribosome. Lineage: Eukaryota; Fungi; Ascomycota; Eurotiomycetes; Onygenales; Ajellomycetaceae. The coding region runs from base 1 to 1419 and encodes 472 amino acids. Gene Ontology annotation, biological process: mitochondrial translational initiation. Gene Ontology annotation, cellular component: mitochondrial small ribosomal subunit. The record is from RefSeq and is a predicted model, not a curated record. The transcript has a single exon.
AUGGCAGUCAGGCUGUCUCCAACUGCGAAUUUGUUUCGCAAAUCUCGACUAUUUGCGCUUCCCCCAACCCUAUCCCCUCCAACCCAAACUGCAUCCUCCAGCCAAAUCACCGAAUCCGAUACAGCUACCAUUCCUUAUCCUAUCCGCGCUGCAAUCGUUACCCCAGAUUCUUCUCUAGCAAGGGGCGAUUGGGGCCUCAAGCGACCCCUACCAGCAAAGUCCACGAUACAGAGUUCAUCGACGCCCGUUGUUCGCAUCAAUGCUCUCGACACAUUCGAGCAUAUCACCGAUUUCGAAUCUGCUGGAGACCAUGUCAAGACCCUAACGAAAUGGCAGGAACUUUCGCUGCCAAUAUCUCUACCCAAGAACAACGGAAUUGCGAUACAGGUUGGUGGGGGAAAUCAUGAGAGCGUUUUCGAAUCUAGAAUCGAUAAUACACAUCAAACUCCCAACGCCGCAUCCCCUAAUUCUAAGAGAUUCAGAUUUGGCGGACCGUGGCUAGCUGGUCAAACAGAUAUUGAAUUCAAUCGGUAUCUAACAUCCGUCCGCCGCCGAAAGCCAGAAUUUAUGAAGACCCUUCGACAGCUCGUUGCGGAGGGGAAAUUAGCCGAUGCGAGACGCAAAGCCCGGGAGGGAGGGGAAAAUCUUGACGGUUUACAAAGUCCCUCAAGUAUCAGUGAGGAGGAGUUCCAGGCCGCGCUAAGAACUUUGAGAGCCGAUCCUACAGCUUUGGGACCUAUAAUUUCCAAAUUUUUGGACCUACCUCCGCCUCCUCAGACACCUAGCCACCGCAUCCAUCUUAGCAGUUGGAGUUCAGCACCCUCCGAAGCUUCAUCUGCCGAGUAUGGCCGCCGGGGGCCACCUCAGACUCAUCCUUCCGCAGGCUUGUCCUAUCUUCGCACGGGCGCUCACAUAGUCAACCACCCCGUUGUUGGGCCACAAAAGCAUCCCCGACCCGUUCCGGCACGUAUUCUUCGACCAAAACGCCGACACAGAGGAAAUGCUUACAAAGCUGUAGUUGGAGUAGGAGGUAUAGUCACAGAAGACGUCAAUAGUCAUGCUUUUAAGGAGCACAAUGGCCCUGGGGGGAUCACCGAUUUUGACCCUGAUGUCCCUGGAGGAGCUAAGUACUGGGUUCAUCCCGUGCGUGCCUCGGUGACCUCAGAAGGCAAAAUCUUUCUUGCAAUUGAUCGAACAUCAGAUACUGUUAAAGCGCUUCAUGGCGGUCUCCCUGAAAGCAGAGCCGCUACCGGACUACGUACGUGGCACUCAAAGGACGUUCGAGGAGUUAGUCCCGAAAAGGUCUGUGAAUCGGGGUACGGCGGGAGAAACCAUAGGCAGCAGCCCGCAAGACAUACUAAACAUCCUCAAAGAGUCGAAAGAGUCGAAGUCGAGUUCUAUCUGAGAUAUAACCUCUGA